Prorocentrum cordatum is the source of this 670-nucleotide messenger RNA. The record is from the annotation of a GenBank genome assembly. NCBI's taxonomy places the organism in Eukaryota, Dinophyceae, Prorocentrales, Prorocentraceae.
AUGGAAGAUAUGGCAGUGGUGUCCACGUUCUUUCCUGUCGGACCCACGUAUUUCGGCACUGGACACACCAGCGCCCCAGAUCACAUUCUUAUUCCAGCGGACGCGGUGGCAGCCACUGUGGCAUGCCGCACGCUUAGAGAGGCGAUGAAGGAGCUGCAAGUCAUACCUGACUGGAGACCCCGAGACCAUGCCCCUGUCCUGUGCCAAGUACGCUACAAGCUCGAGGCCCCGCCCACAGAACCUGCGACUGCGCGUUGGGAUCAGAAUUGCCUUGCGAAAGUGCUGAAGCAUGGCGGCGACGGCACGGAGAUCUUGGGGCAGCUCGAGAAGCUAUGCAAGAAUACCGGGGGCACCUGGGAGCGCGACACCACGCCCUUGGAUCCGUCGGAGGCUUGGGCUUCGCUGGCGCAGGAUAUUCGGAAGGCAGCCCUCCCCGAGGCAGCGCAGCAGGAGCUGAAGGCGGAGAAGCGCAGGCUCGACCUCGCGAGGAUUGAGGAGCUCAUGCAGGAGGCCUGCUUGCAUCGAGAUUGCGGAGACAACUCCAACCUUUGGCGCACCAUCUACGCGGUGGGUUCGCGCUGUCGUGGCCCUCGCUCGAGGGCCCUCAAUGUGCCAGACCACGACUUGCCGAGCCUGCAGGAGUGGGAGCACACCAUGACGGCGGCGGCUC